This is a messenger RNA of Pipistrellus nathusii (Nathusius's pipistrelle), 333 nucleotides long. Lineage: Eukaryota; Metazoa; Chordata; Mammalia; Chiroptera; Vespertilionidae. The record is from the annotation of a GenBank genome assembly.
AUGGGAGAUUACCAGUCUAAUUGUUGUCCCUUAGAUCUCUUCAUUGUAGGGUAUGUCCUACAUCAUUAUGGUACUAAUUCCACCCAUCAUUGUAGUACUAAUUCUUUAAAAAAAUGGAAAAAUUUUAGUAAUGACCAUUUAGAAUUUCAAUGGCCUUUUGAGGAACUUUUUCUCUCCUCUGUCACUUUCCUGGAUUUUAGACCAUUUGGGUUCAUUAUGAGCAGAACUCUAGAAUCCCCUGAUUCCAAAUCUCACCCUAACAAUGAACUGCUUUUAUUGUUUGGUAGAAAGAAACAGAAAACUAUCUCUCCCACAAAAAUGUUUCAGAGAUGA